AUGGCGCGCCCGGAUCCACAGAAUGAGAUAUGGGAUAAACACCUUCAUCCUCAUCUCCGACUUUUGCUUCCCUCUUCCACACCUCCUAUUCAUUUAGAAGCUCGACUUUAUCUCCCUUUACCACUUCCUCCUUCCCUCACUCCACACAUCAAUGUAUUGGGAGAGUACUCUACUGUACCUCAAAAGCUUGAGGAUCUAAAUGCUGGUCUGAGAGAUGGUCUCAAAGAUAUGGGCGUAGAGAGAGUAGUGGUGGGCAGUCAUCCUUGGGGUAGACUGGGGGGUAGCAUGCUAGAUCCUGUCCUCACUUCUCAUCUGAUCAAAGCGAUUUAUCAUCCGUAUCAUUCACACACUACUGAUCCAUCGACUAUACAAGGUGGUAAACCCGACCUGGAACCUACACGCGAUGGCGCCAUCACACCUUCUCCUGCUGAGUUAUGCGGCAAAACAGCGGUGAUAACGUACAAUGUUAGAGGGGUAGGAUUGAGUGGUGGAAGUCAACCUUGGUUGGGAACAGGAAACGAUCCCAACGAUUUAGCUGAGAUCGAGAAGAUCGGUGUUGGUUUAUUGGGUGAUAGCGUUAAAGAAUUAUUCAGAUUUGGCUAUUCAUGGGGAUCACUUUUGACCAUCCUAGCUCCAUUCCCACCCACUUCCUCAAUUCCACUGAAGAAGACUCUCCUUGUUUCUCCUCCAUUAACAGUGUUCAAAGGACUCACCUUGCUAUCCUCCAAAAGGUUCCCCGCUGCGUUGAAGGAUCAUCAUGAUGCUCUUGGUAAACCAGUAUGGAUCGUAUACGGAACGAAAGAUGAGUUCACGGGACAUAGUACAUAUACCCAUUUCGCUCAGGAAGUGGGAAAUGAAGUUGUCAAUAGUAUACAAGUAGAAGAUGCCGAUCAUCUAUGGAGGAGGGAUGAAGGUGAAAAGCUAAGAGAGAUCAUCAGAGAUUGGUUAGACAGCUAG
Messenger RNA from Kwoniella shivajii, 957 nucleotides. RefSeq lists its product as uncharacterized. The transcript has 3 exons. Bases 1 to 957 code for a protein of 318 amino acids. The record is from RefSeq and is a predicted model, not a curated record. Lineage: Eukaryota; Fungi; Basidiomycota; Tremellomycetes; Tremellales; Cryptococcaceae.